AUGUUGCGUUUCCAGCGAUUUGCAUCUUCGUAUGCACAAGUACAGGCAGUUAGAAAAUAUCCAGUUGGUGGUGUAUUCCAUGGUUAUGAAGUAAGAAGAAUACUACCGGUUCCGGAGCUGAGACUCACCGCGGUAGAUCUAGUACACUCCCAAACAGGGGCUGAACAUUUGCAUAUUGAUAGAGAUGAUAAGAAUAAUGUAUUCAGCAUCGCGUUUAAAACCAACCCUCCCGAUGCUACUGGUGUUCCUCAUAUCCUAGAGCAUACGACGUUGUGUGGGUCUGUUAAAUAUCCAGUUAGGGAUCCUUUUUUUAAAAUGCUGAAUAAAUCUUUAGCUAAUUUCAUGAACGCUAUGACAGGUCCUGAUUAUACAUUUUUUCCCUUUUCUACUACCAACCCUCAAGAUUUCGCUAAUUUAAGAGGUGUUUAUCUAGAUUCCACUUUGAAUCCGUUACUCAAACAAGAAGAUUUUGAUCAAGAGGGUUGGAGAUUGGAGCAUAAAAACAUUACAGACCCAGAAAGCAACAUUGUUUUCAAAGGUGUGGUUUAUAAUGAAAUGAAAGGACAAAUAUCUAAUGCCAAUUAUUAUUUCUGGAGCAAAUUUCAACAGUCCAUUUAUCCUUCCCUGAAUAACUCUGGCGGAGAUCCUAUGAAAAUUACAGACCUGAAAUACAGCGAUCUCUUGGAUUUUCACCACAGAAAUUAUCAUCCCUCUAACGCAAAAACUUUCACAUAUGGUAAUUUACCAUUGGUAGAUACCCUGAAAUACUUAAAUGAGCAGUUCGCUGGUUACGGAAAGAGAGCACGUAAGGAUAAGUUAUUACUGCCUAUUGAUUUAAACAAAGACAUAGAUGUCAAGUUACCGGGUCAAAUAGAUACAAUGCUUCCACCAGAAAAGCAGACAAAAGCCUCGAUGACGUGGAUAUGUGGAGUACCACAGGACGCAUAUAAUACUUUCUUGCUAAAAGUGCUGGGGAAUUUAUUAAUGGAUGGCCAUUCUUCUGUAAUGUACCAAAAAAUAAUAGAAUCAGGAAUUGGUUUGGAAUUCUCCGUAAAUUCAGGCGUUGAACCAACUACAGCAGUAAAUUUGCUAACCGUGGGUACCCAGGGAGUGAAUGAUAUUCAAAUAUUUAAAGACACUGUAAACAAUAUUUUCGAAGAGUUGUUAAAAACAAAACAUCCGUUUGACCGUAAACGUAUCGAUGCCAUAAUUGAACAAUUGGAAUUAUCCAAGAAAGAUCAAAAGGCAGAUUUUGGACUUCAAUUACUCUAUUCCAUACUACCUGGUUGGACAAACAAAAUCGAUCCCUUUGAGAGCUUACUGUUUGAGGAGGUUUUGCAAAGAUUCAGAGAUGACUUAGAAACGAAAGGCGAUACUUUAUUUCAAGAUUUAAUCCGCAAAUAUAUUAUUGAUAAGCCGUGCUUCACAUUUUCCGUUCAAGGAUCUGAAGAUUUUUCUAAGUCUUUGGAAGAUGAAGAACAAGUGAGAUUGAGGAAAAAAAUUACUUCCCUAGAUGAACAAGAUAAGAAAAACAUCUUUAAACGUGGUAUACUAUUACAAGAGAAACAAAACGAAAAAGAAGAUCUAUCGUGUCUGCCCACCUUACAAAUAAAAGAUAUCCCAAGGGCCGGCGAUAGAUAUUCAAUUGAAAAGAAGAAUAUUACAAUGUCCAGGAUUACUGACACCAAUGGUAUCACAUAUAUCAGAGGUAAACGUCUACUAAAUGACAUAAUUCCGUAUGAGCUCUUCCCGUACUUACCUCUGUUUGCUGAAUCGUUAACUAACCUAGGGACGACAACAGAACCUUUCAGUGAAAUAGAGAAUCAGAUAAAACUAUAUACGGGCGGCAUAUCGACACAUGUGGAGGUUACAUCCGAUCCUAACACCACUGAACCUCAUCUGAUUUUUGCGUUUGACGGGUGGUCUUUAAAUUCGAAGAGCAAUCACAUUUUUGAGUUCUGGUCUAAAAUCUUGCUAGAAACUGAUUUCCAUAAAAACAGUGAUAAAUUAAAAGUUCUCAUUCGCCUGUUAGCAUCUUCUAACACAUCUUCUGUGGCAGAUUCCGGUCAUGCAUUUGCAAGAGGUUAUUCUGCCGCUCAUUAUAGAUCAAGUAGAGCUAUAAAUGAAACUCUGAAUGGUAUUGAACAACUAAACUUUAUAAAUAAAUUGCACAACUUACUAGAUAAUGAAGAAACUUUCCAAAGAGAAGUUGUUGACAAGCUGACUGAAUUGCAAAAGUACAUUGUUGAUGCCAAUAACAUGAAGUUUUUUAUAACUUCCGACUCUGAUGUUCAAGCGAAAACAGUAGAAAGUCAGAUUUCAAAAUUCAUGGAAAGACUACCUCAUGGGAGCAGCUCGCUUAAUGGACCAAAGACGUCUGAUUAUCCUCUUAUUGAAUCCAAACAUAAACCUACUUUGAUCAAAUUCCCUUUUCAGGUUCAUUACACAUCCCAAGCUUUAUUGGGUGUGCCGUACACACAUAAAGAUGGCGCUGCAUUGCAAGUUAUGUCAAACCUUCUGACUUUCAAACACUUACACAGAGAAGUCAGAGAAAAGGGUGGUGCUUAUGGUGGCGGUGCUUCCUAUAGCGCCUUAGCGGGUGUCUUUAGUUUUUAUUCCUACAGAGAUCCUCAGCCAUUGAACAGCUUAGAAACUUUCAAGAAUAGCGGACAGUAUGUACUGAACGAUGCCAAGUGGGGUGUCACUGACCUUGAUGAAGCUAAACUGACAAUAUUUCAGCAAGUAGAUGCACCUACAAGUCCUAAAGGAGAGGGUGUGACGUACUUUAUGUCCGAUGUUACAGACGAUAUGAAGCAAGUAAGAAGGGAGCAACUUUUAGACGUAUCCCUUUUGGACGUUCAUAGAGUCGCCGAAAAGUAUCUAUUAAACAAAGAAGGGGUGAGUACAGUGAUUGGACCUGGAAUUGACGGUAAGACUGUCUCACCAAAUUGGGAGGUCAAGGAACUGUAG
Molecule: messenger RNA, 2970 nt
Organism: Saccharomyces paradoxus
Lineage: Eukaryota; Fungi; Ascomycota; Saccharomycetes; Saccharomycetales; Saccharomycetaceae
Gene: CYM1
Product: pitrilysin family metalloprotease
Exons: 1
Coding region: 1-2970 (989 amino acids)
Biological process (GO): protein processing
Cellular component (GO): mitochondrial matrix
Molecular function (GO): metal ion binding
Source: RefSeq, a predicted model, not a curated record